Messenger RNA from Phoenix dactylifera (date palm), 1867 nucleotides. RefSeq names its product transcription factor EAT1-like. Gene Ontology annotation, molecular function: protein dimerization activity. Gene Ontology annotation, biological process: regulation of DNA-templated transcription; anther wall tapetum development. NCBI's taxonomy places the organism in Eukaryota, Viridiplantae, Streptophyta, Magnoliopsida, Arecales, Arecaceae. The record is from RefSeq and is a predicted model, not a curated record.
CUCCCCUCAUCGACUUCACAAAUGAUAAACAUUGCCAUCACCCAAAUGGGUCUCUUCUUGGCUUUAGCUCUUGGGUGAUUCUUGUAAUGGUUCCAAAGCAUACCCCAGCGAUCGAUACAUAACCCAACUCUUUCUUGUUCAUAUCCUUUUCGUUAGAAGUAGUUGGCCUUCUGCUGAUUUCCCUUCUAAAAGCGCUUCCAAGGAAAGGUUUGCAAGCUUUAUAUAGCUAAUUAGACAAGUUAUCCAUUCUGAUGAUCUAGUUUUUCGAUUCCUUUUUGAUGUAGAGAAAGGCCAGCAAAUUAAGGGACAUCAUUUCCUAGACGAUGCAUCACCAGUCUGAGUACUUCGGUCCUCAUGAAGCCAUGAGCAUCCAAGGAGGAGCAGGAGCUUUUGGUGGCCUUUCUCAGAGUAACACCAUAAGUCACUCCGACCUCGCACUCAUGGGGGGUAGCAGCAGCAGCAGCAGCGGCAACAGGAACAACCUGGAGGAGAAACUGAGGCUCUUCAGGUUCCUUCAUGAAGAUCCCAACGUUCACCACCCCCACUCUGCCAUGGGACUCGAUCUCCACUUCCAGCCAGGUCUCGACCCCAGAGCAGAUAUCGCCACCACCAAUCUCAUGCAAGCUAACAACAACCAACCCUACUUUGAUCCCACCACCCCCUCGAAUCCUUGGGUGAUCGGGAUGCUGAAUCCUGGGAACUUCCACUAUACAGCCGAUAUGUUCUUCGGCGAGUUGCCACCAGACAGCACGUCGACAGGAUCGACCAUUUUGCACGAUCCGAUGGUGCACUUGGAUUUCCCCAGCCAGCCAUCGCUUGUGAAAGAUGUCCUCAACUCGCUGCCCCAUGACACUGGGUUUUUUCCUGGGUCAAAUGGGGUUGGUGAGUUGGAGGAUGGCUAUGCUGGCCAGCUUGGGAGACAGCAGUCAGAUAAGAAAAGGAAGAAAGGAGUUUCCAGACAGGUGGAAGAGGCUGGGAGCUUGAAAAAUGAGAAGCAAAGGAGGGAAAGGAUUACCAAAAAAUACGAUGAUCUCAAGUCGCUGAUACCAGAUUCGACCAAGCAAGAUAGAGCCAGCAUCAUCGCCGAUGCGACCGACUACAUAAAUGAGCUGCUAAGAACGGUCAAAGAGCUCAAGAUACUGGUUGCAGAGAAAAGACACAGAAGAGAGUGGGGCAAGAAACUGAUCGUGGGAGAUGGAGUAGAUGGAGAUGUGGAGAGCUCCUCUAUAAAACCUUUCAUAGAUGAUGGAGAUCGUGCGUUCAGGGGAUCUCUGAGGAGCUCAUGGAUCCAAAGGAAAUCUAGGGAGACAUUUGUGGAUGUCCGCAUCAUCGAGGAUGAGGUUUAUAUCAAGCUAACUCAGCGUAAGAAGAUGGAUUGCUUGGUUGUUGUGUCGCAGGUCCUGGAUGAACUGCAGCUUGAGCUCCUCCACUUGUCAGGUGGAAAUAUUGGAGAUUCUCACAUCUUCAUCUUCAACACCAAGAUCCAUGAAGGUUCUUCAGUUUAUGCAAGUGCGAUAGCAAAGAAGCUGAUUGAAGUUUUGGAUGUGCCAUACCCACCUUUACCUGUUAGCUUCUAGGGUUUGGAUUUCAAAUAUCGUAUUUAAGCUUUUGCUUCAAAGUUGGGUGAAGGGAAUAUGCAUGAGUUGGUAGGAGUACCGUGGAUAGAAGUUGGCAGGUAAGACUCGGAAUCUCUUUUCAGAGAAGGGCUCUGAUAUUACAACUACAGUACAAUUUAUUUAUGCACCCUCAUAUUACUCGUCUUGUAAGCUGGUUGCUAGUCUCUCGAACUGCUUGAGAUGAAGACAACAAGUUAAUGACAUUGAGUGUUUGAAAUAUAUAUAUAUAUAUCCCUCAAAGAAAAGUAUCA